Synchiropus splendidus (mandarinfish) is the source of this 7081-nucleotide messenger RNA. Its product is annotated as HMG box transcription factor BBX. Gene Ontology annotation, molecular function: DNA-binding transcription factor activity, RNA polymerase II-specific; RNA polymerase II transcription regulatory region sequence-specific DNA binding. Gene Ontology annotation, biological process: regulation of transcription by RNA polymerase II. The transcript is spliced from 16 exons. Gene Ontology annotation, cellular component: nucleus. The coding region runs from base 244 to 2757 and encodes 837 amino acids. NCBI's taxonomy places the organism in Eukaryota, Metazoa, Chordata, Actinopteri, Syngnathiformes, Callionymidae. The record is from RefSeq and is a predicted model, not a curated record.
GCAUAUUGUCGUGGACUUUACGCUGCUGUGCCUAGCACUGCCAGUGCUGGACUGUUAUGAUGUGUCAAUAAGUUAAAAAGGUAGUCGGUACCGACGAUGAGAGCCCCCCCAGCGCGGUACUUGAACGGGACAUUGGAGGUCAUUGCAUGACAAAGGCAGUGGCAGAUUCAUCUUCAUCAUCCAGCAUUUCAUCUCCAUCUCCGUGCAGCAUUUCCAUACUUGUUUCCUCAGUGCAAUAGUACCAUGAAAGGUGGAGGAGGGGCCAAGGAACCACCUGUCGCAGGGGAGGUUGCUGUCAAGCGCCCUAAGCGCAAAUGUCUACAGUGGCACCCCCUUCUCUCCAAAAAGACUCUGGACUUCUCAGAAGAAGAAGAGGAAGAGGAUGAAGAUGAGCUGGAGAAACCGCUCUUCUGUGACCAGGACCAGAUGUCACAGGUGCAGUGUAGUAGCGCCGUGGACGAGGAGGAGUCCACCGAGCAGCGCGCCCGUCGGCCAAUGAAUGCCUUCCUACUCUUCUGCAAGCGACACCGCUCCCUGGUGCGACAAGAACACCCUCGCUUGGACAACCGCGGGGCCACCAAGAUCCUGGCCGACUGGUGGGCGGUGCUGGACCCCAAAGAGAAGCAGAAAUACACUGACAUGGCAAAGGAGUACAAAGAUGCCUUCAUGAAGGCAAACCCUGGCUACAAAUGGUGUCCCACCACCAGCAAACCAGUCAAGAGCCCCUCAUGUCAAACCGUCAGCAACCAACGCAAAAAGUUCUGGUCUUUCUCCUCAAACUCAUCUAGGGACACCGCCACUGCCAAAAAAAUGCCCAAAUCUGAUAACAGGCCACAGUUGAACUUCGCCAUGGCAGAUCCUACGAAGAUGGGGGGCCUGAGCAUGCUAUUGCUAGCAGGAGAGCAUGCCCUCACCAACAAGGAGAUCCCUUCCAGCACUAAACCAAGUUUACCUGACGCAACUGGUGAAGCCAACUGCUUUCCAGAUGAUAAAGAUGAGAUGUUGUCUGGUACUAUACCUAACCGAGUGCCUGACAUCACUGAAAGCAGGGUCCCUGCACUCACUGAGGCUUCUGAGGCACUUGAGGGGAAACCAUGUGGACAGUCUGCCCUCUUCCAGCUCGCAGAGAUGUGUUUGGCGUCUGAAGCGGUGAAAAUAGAAUCCAUGGAGAGUCCAGCUUCAGCCGUGCGGCUGCAAACUUCAAUCCACGCUGAGACCCAGGAGAAGAAGGCAGCGGUGGACACGAUUCCUUUUUCCACACACACUUUAGCACUUGCACCUUCGCUUCCCUCUUCUACCUCCGCACACACCUCUGCCCCACCUCCCAACAGCCAAAAUGCAUGUGUCAGAAAGAAGACCAAGAAGAAGGAGCCAACCGAACUCCCAUGUCCAGCACAGAAGGUGAGCGAGUGUGAGCUUGCUGAGUCCAGUGUGGACAGCAUCUUCAGCACCAUCGAGGCAGUGGCCAAAGGAGCAUGGAAGCAUCCAGAGGAGAAGCUGCCGAAGACAAUCCACAGCAGUCAAGGCACUGGAAACCCUUCUGUGAAAAAGAAAGUGAAGCCUAAAGUCAAACUUUCUGUCAAGGAAAAAUCGGACGACCUCAGUGAGAAGUGUGAGCAGCUCCCCGUGUCUGAUGUGGACAUGGCUGCCAGCUGCCCCAAGACAGAACCAGAAGUAACAGCUGUCACAAGCAUGGACGUGGAGGGCAGCGUGACAGAGGCCGACAAUGUCACCUGGAGCUCCUCAUCACCUCAGAGGGAUGAGGACAAAGAGAAGGAGAAGCCAAGUGAAUUGGAAAGCCAAGUGGAGAGUCGAGCAUCCAGGAAAUCUGAGCGGAGCUGCAAAGGGGCUUUGUACAAGACCCUGGUGUCUGAAGGGAUGCUGACUUCACUCAGAGCCAAUAUUGACCGAGGGAAAAGAGGCGCCUUCCGUGGUUCUGAUAAUGAUGCAAACUGGAGUGAUGACAGCUGGACCUUCUCUCAGAUGGGACCUAACAACCCCAAGAAGCUAAAGAAGUCCAAGUCCAAAGAUGAGUCUUCACAGGGCCUCGGAAAACUGGAGGAGGAGUUUGAGAAGAAGUUCAACAGCCUGCCACAGUACAGCCCCAUUACAUUUGACAAGAAGGGGCCUGUCGUCUCCAGAAAGAGGAAGACUGAUGGGACUUCCAGCCAGGAGGAUGGUCCCAAAACAAAAGUAUCAUCGCCAUCUCCAUCACAGAAAAAGGCUUCAUUCCACAAGAUUGUUAGGAAGCACAAACAGGCAAAGAAGAAAUCAUGCGGGGGUCAGGGAGAUUUCCCAAUGUUGGUGUCAGCAUCAAAAGCCAAAUCAUGUGCCCCAAUAACCACAACGUGCCCAGAUGUCCCGGGCACCACUAGCAUGGAGAUGCUAGUGGGCAGCCAGAAGAGGAAGGCCAGGAGGACUAAGAUCACACACUUGGUGCGGACAGCAGAUGGCAGUGUGUCUCCAGCAGAGGAAGAAAAAAUGAGGGACCUGAACCAGGAACAGGAGAAGAAGCCAUUAUUACAACCUAACUUAUGCAAUGACAAAGGGUGCUAUGGUGGUUCGAAAGAAGAAGAAGAGGAGGAGGAGGGAGAUAAGUGUGAGGUGCCAGAGGAGCUGCCUGCUUUCUUCAGCUUGACUGCUCUAGCUGAGGUUGCUGCCAUGGAGAACGCUCACAGGGGCCAGAGGGGCUUGGCUGAGAGUCAGACAAAAGAUCUGGCCCAAACUCCAGUCCUCAUCUCUUGUGCUGAUCAGUAAGGCUGUUGCUGGUGCCAGAAAAACCACUACACACACACAGACACACACAGACAGCGGAGCUCUGAACACCACUCUGAUCAGGAAUCCAUCCCCGUGUGUGGUGAGGUGGUUCAUCAAGAGACCUUCUCCUCUCCUGCGCCACAGUAUCUCAGUGUUCCCCCAAAAGCCUUCCUUCGGAUUUAGGCAGGAUGCCUUUCUGGAACUGCUCUCUCCCUUUUAGAUGCACGGCGGAGGAACCCGUCUCUCUGCCAGUGCACCCUGAUGAAGAUGAUUGUCAUGUGUUUUAUGUCCGAUCGCGAACAUUUUGAAAGGCUAGUCUUGCAUCGUUACGUAGAGAUAAGAAUCAACACUGCGUUAGUUUUCUACAGCUUCUUACCUCACACUGGCCUCCUGAAAGAGCACCCACCUCUGCUAGAAUACCUCUGUGUUGCCUACCACUCCCUCCAGCUUCAACCCAAAAUGACUUGAACCAGGGUAAAUGUUCUGAUGGAUAGUUAUUUUUGCUCCUUGUGGGCCAAUGUACACUAACCAGGUGUACUGAAACUAUGAAGAGACCACGAUAUUUGGCAGUCAUGUCCUGGACUUGCUGUCAAACAAAAUGUAGUAGCGUUGAGUACUAACAUUAGACUGAAUGUGUUGGAGUAGAUGACUAGAGUCAAGGGCACUUGUCUGUCCUGUUAAUACUUUAUUAGUAGCUUUACAGUGUCCCUGAACGCUCCGUGGCUCAUUGUAAAAACGGCUUCUUGUGUGAAAGUGAUUCCAGUAUAGCCUUAACCCUCCCCCCAUGUCACGACCAACCUCUUGUUCAGUGCACGCCAUCACAGUCCUGCAGUCGACACGAGCGUUUAUAGGUUGUUUUCACACAGAUUAAUUCGGACAUGGGCAGGAAGAUAAAACGUAGGUGGGCAAGGCAAUGCUGGCUUACAGGAUGAAAUCACGUCAUGAUGUCAUGAACUCCAGAAAUAGUUCUGGUUUACAAGCUAGCUGAGGGUGAACAUUGUUGUUCACAUGGAGCUUGGAGCCAAACCCAGCUGUCAGGUUAGAAGUGGUGGUCACCCUGGAAAGGUGGCUUUGCAGGGAUCAAAGACAAUCACUUAAACAGUCACCAAUAUAUAUAUCUGUCCAUCUAUAGAUGGAUAGAUAGAUACACAGUAUAUGUAUUUGCUAGUCACUAGCCCAUCAAAAUGUUAUAUAUGUAUAUACUUGCUGUAGGGCCUGGUGAUGCUAGAUUGCCCUCCUUCACCCUCUAGGUGACGACUCUUUCAUCCCGCUGUUGUUCUCUCUUCUGCGCCUCCCAUCGCACUAGCUGCUGGUAAUUACCGAUAAUGGUGUGCAGCUUUCAUGCUAUGAGGCAGUUGCUUUCACGCCCCCUUAUCCAAAGCAACCCCUCACAUUCUUGCUCCCCGCCUUCCGUCUUAGAUUCUGACUUAGAAAUUCACUUUAGCAAUGUUGACUAGAGUUCAGUUCCCAGCAAUAGGCCUCAAAGAUACUCACUUGGGUCUGUUGGAUGUGGCCCUAACGGAUGUGACGCUCCCUGUGAGAGUCAAAUCUUAAAAAUGUGCCUUUUAAAUUCAUUCAAUUCGAACCGUAUUGAUCCGAUCAUGACGGCUCUUGUUGGUACCUCCAGCAUGUCUGAUUUAAAUAGCAACAUCUUGGUGACUGUGUUUUGGUAAAGAGAUCCGGCACGAGUCUCUUUCUCUGUGCCCUGUGAAGGACCUGUCCAGAAUGUCCUCUGUGUCAUGGAAAGCUGGGAUUGGCUGAGUAUCCUACUGCUACAUCUUAAACUGUAGAUGACUGAUGAUUUAUCAGUCUGGAAUUCUGGAAUCCAGCUAGGCUUGGCUGACAAUUCCACCAGCUCCUGGCUUUUACUGUUAUGAAGUAGAUGUCAUCUUUGUAUAUUUUUAUGGACUUAUAUAGUGAAAAACAGUUUUAAAAUACCCCUUUCUUCAUCAGUGUGAAGCAGCCUUUGGCCACAGUGGGGAUUUUCUUCCCAUUCACUCUUUGGGUAAUAACUUAAUGACAUUUAUUUGUUGCUAGAUGCACAGGUUGGUUUGUGUCGAACUUCCUGCCCGGCGACUGCAGUGACUUGCCAAUAACCUGGAGUGAAAUGCAGUUUGUUGUCAAUACUUGAUCUUCCUAUAGUUUGCAUAGCAGCUAGAAGAGUUUAUUCCUCAUGUGCAAAUCCUUUUCUGGUUGUGGUGCAGCUGAUGUAUUUAAUGUGAACACGGCAUUAAGUUGUAGCUUUCAUCCAUCAGUAAGAAAUUUGCCUGCUCUUGACACUGUUCACACAAACACACACACACACACACACAAAGGUCGUUCAAAAGUGUCUUCGAUCUCCUCAAUUCGUGGCUAAAGACACAUGAGGAAGCAAAAAUGUCCAAACAAAUAUAUCAGGAGUUUAUUGAUUUUUAUUUUAUUUUGUCUCAUAAAAUGAGAAGAUUAAAGUAAAAUGUAUGCAAAGUGAAUUAACUCGACCAGGCUUUGCCGGUGAACCUCUGAGUGAAUGGAAACAAGGCAUUUAGUGUCCCGCUGUUAGCGCUCUCCGCCUUUUGAGAUUUUAUUGCAAAAAUUAUGAAUUUAGGUCACUUGUCUUCAAUGUUUUAUUGAAAUGUUAAGAUGUUUUGUUCUUCUUUUGACUUCUUUGUUGGUCGGAAUCAUUCCAUCUGUGUGCGUCGGCUUUGACUCUAUUCAGGCUCGGUUGUCUUCCCAGAAGUUAGAAAGAGUUCCUCUGAGAGGCAGACACUCUCCAGCAAUACCCACGCCUCCUUCACCCUCAGCUUCUGUGAACCCGACUUGUGUGGUCCUUUUUUUUUGGAUUGUGAGAACUUUAAUUCCUUGACGUGACUCUUCCCAAGAUCCCAAGACUGUUGAAUCACAUUCUAUACUGCGAGUUGCUAGAUAUGUGUCACUUUGGUUUAGAUGCUUUUUACGCUAAGUUAGAGAAAUGUGAUAUUUGCAUUCUUGAAUCCACUGAAAGUUGGGCUGUGUGUGCAAAGAACCCAGUACAAAUCUACUUUAAAUGUGUCCUUUAAAAUCUAACAAAUGAAUAGAACAGAUAUUAAAGCACAACAUGCUUUAUUCUUAUAAUAUAUAAUAUUUAUGGAUCUUAAUUUUGAGUUCCAAUAAGGGAGCUGUAUCGUUCUUCCUCAAAGACAGCGUCUUCCCCUGAAUAAAAGUUUAAAAUGUAUCAUAACAAACCGGCAUAUUGACGUUUGCCAAAGAAAAUAAAGUGAAAAGCUUAAAUUAAAUUUCUUUUUUUUGUUCAAUUAAUGUGUUAUUUUUGGAGAAAAUGAUCAUAACUGCUGCACUGCAUUUAUUAGGUGUGUAAGUCUUCAGGUAAAAAAAAGUCAGCACAAUUCAUCUUCCGUGGGAUUUGCCCGCUAUUUGAACCCAUAGUUUGAAUAAUGUACAACAAAACAGUGCCGCUCAAUGCCUCUUUUAAUACACAGUAUGUGCACCUUAUGACCCAAACCAAAAUACUCAUGGUUUUUGAAACAAAUCUCUAGUAUGCAUUUGAAUAAUAAUAAUUACCUUUGUUUCAGAGUUCCGUAAAUGCACACAGAUAUAGAUAAGAACAGCCAUAAUAUGUCAGUUUCCCAGUCUCACUUUUUCUAUGUAGAAAAUGCUUCGAUAAGGUUUGAAGAUCCUCUAUAAAGACUAAAACCCUUUUGUGCUAGUACUGUCUUCUUGAAUGUAAUCAUUUUGUACCUGUAUUUUUCUAACUCAGUCUUGAUUGUACUCCGUAUGCUAUGAUGGUAUACUGUUCCUAGUAACAGCCCACACUUCCUACAACCAGGCUGGGAACUCAUCGAGUGUGUGGAUGUUGAACUUCACCACUUCAUGUUUGACUGAUGGCCGAGAGACUCUUGAAUUUUGGAGUGCGAUAGCUAACCCUGCAAUUUCCUUUUCCUAUUGCAGUACAAGUGAACGUCUAUUUAGACAACAUGGACAUUUAUUGUUAUUAUUAUUAUUACUGUUUAUUUUCUCUAGGUUUAGUCAAUGAAGUAACGUGAAUAUGCAUCCAUUAUAGAUGAACAUGUAUACUCAAGAUCACCAUCCCUUUAUUGGAAUGUAGAUCCGGUUUUCUUGCUCUGGUAAAGAAGUGGUGAUGUAAAUCUCACUCUCUUUAAUUCUCGUGUUUGCUUUUCCUCUGAGAGAUGUUUUUCAUGUUCUCCACUUGUUGUAAAAUGCAGCCUUGCCUUACCCUGCCCAUCACCACACAACUCGUAUGUCAUGACACUGUUUGCUGAUGCAACUGUUCCUUUUACACUUUCUGCUGACACGACUAUAACUUGUUGAACACCUAUUAAAAUGACGUCUA